GUCGAGUGUUGAUGAAAGCAUGCAGUGCCUCUAAUUUACACUGAUGCAGGAGUUACGCAUCUGGAUCUACUACUGAAACUCACUGGACUAGGAAAAUAUUGGUCUGACAUCUAAGGGUCACAUAUAGUUUUUUUUCCUUGCAUUUCCUGGAGCACCUUGAUACUGAACUGCACGAUUGCAAUAAAUGCAGCUUGAGUUGCCAGCGUCUCAAGAAAAAUAGCCAUACCAUCAAAAUGCUGGCCAUUAUAAAACAAAGGGAGGGGGGGUCUGGCUGUUAUACAGACAACACUGACAAGUAUCUGUUUCUUCUGCUUUUAAAGUUGGGACUGGACGCAGCAGUCUUUCACUUCUGCUGCCAGAAGCUGUACAGCUCCUUUUUAAGCCUGUGCAGCCUGUCCAUCGUCAUGGCUGACUUGGCGUUGGUGGUUUUUAUGGCUAAUGUGUGGUUUCUUGGGGCUGAACGGUCUCAUGUGUCACCCUGCUUCCUCCUGGCCAAUGCCACGGCGACAUACGGAGCACUCCCACUGCCCAUGAUGUGCCUGGGUGUACUGGACUACUGUUUAGAAGAUACCUACCUCAAAAACCAGAGCGCCUUCUGCAAAUUCCUAAGGAACGCAGUCUUAACUUUGCUGGUGUGGAUGCUAGCUGUUAUUUAUUCCUUUGGUUCUGUCAAAGCUGAACUCAUAGAACUGGACUAUGUGACAGGGAUAAAGGUUCAGGUGUGUGAAAUAGAGGAUUCUCCACUGAUUGCCUAUUUCACUUUGGGGCUUUUCACAGCAGUUACUUGUACAUUGCUGCCCUUUUGGUCAAGGAUACCCCAGUGGGUGAAAGAGGCUAACAGGUUAUCUGAAGAGAGGGAAGAACAAGAGAACCAGAAGAGUGACUUGUUGUUCACCUCAAGCAACUACACGGACACAAAAUGGAGUGACGAGUAUCAUCUGGAGGAGAGCACCUGGCCGCGACCACCUCUGUGGCUCAGCCUAACACUGGGCUUUGGUAUGUUUUGGAUGCCUUAUCUCGCUAUGUCUGUGGUCUGUCUGGUUUUUGGCUUUGGAGUACCUGCCUACCUCACUGUUAACCUUCUGUGGUUGGAGUGCACCCACAGUUUACUGGUGGGUGUGGUAUUCUGGGUAAAGAGCAAGAGGCUAGGACCAUACAGCCAUCUACCAGAAAACGUGUGCUUAUGGCAAAUUUACUGGCAUUUGAGCGAAGGAACACGACAGCAGCAACUACCUGUAGCUGUGUUUAACCAAUCAAAAGGCAAGAGAAACACUCUCUACUAUGUGUAAUACAAUAAAGAUGAACUAUACACCCGUUACCUAUCAUACCUGACAGCUAAAAGCAAGUGUAAACAAUCAUGCAUGACAGUGAAUUAAUACUUAAUGGAAAAUGAGCGAGCAUCUAUGAAUGGUUCAUGUGUGUGAAGGCUGUUUGAUCCUUAAACUGACUUCUGACGGAUAUUGAAAAAGCCUGGACACAGAAAGGAGCCUCUCCAUCAGCACAUGCAGAAGUGACUGAGCAAAGCAACGACAAGAAACUGUGACUGCACGUCCGACUGUAAUUGUGGUGCAAAACUGUGACCAUAAAGGUAAAUUAUUGUAAAUAUUCAGAGAUCACCAUACAUCGAUUGUCUACAUUAUAUUUGUCAAACAGUUCUUUUUAAUUUAUUUCUGUUAGACUUGAGUGAAAUAUGAAGACUCAUAUAUAAUUAUUCGGGCAGCACGGUGGUGCAGUGGUUAGCACUGCGAUGGACUGGCGACCUGUCCAGGGUGUACCUCGAUGUCAGCUGGGAUUGGCUCUAGCCCCCCGUGACCCUGUACGCAGGAUAAGCGGUUGACGAUGGAUGGAUGGAUAUAUAAUUAUUCCAUUUUGAGCAUACCUACAAUAUGUAACAAUAAAAGGCUAAUUAUUAUAA
Messenger RNA from Micropterus salmoides (largemouth bass), 1915 nucleotides. Its product is annotated as probable G-protein coupled receptor 160. NCBI's taxonomy places the organism in Eukaryota, Metazoa, Chordata, Actinopteri, Centrarchiformes, Centrarchidae. The transcript is spliced from 2 exons. The coding region runs from base 234 to 1289 and encodes 351 amino acids. Gene Ontology annotation, cellular component: signaling receptor complex; plasma membrane. The record is from RefSeq and is a predicted model, not a curated record.